UUUUUUUGCUAUCGUGUUUUGGUAUCAAGGUUCGAAAUACAGUUGUGGUUGUUAUAAGGAACGUCGAUAUGUCGACGAGGAACAUAUAUAAAAAAUCUCUAGAAAAAAAACUUCUUACAUCUUGUAACCUCAUCAGCGGAAAAACUCAACAACAUGACAUUGGCAUAUUGUGAAGUUGAAGUUAGGUCUUGAGUGGGACCAGACAACGAAGCGUUAACAGUUCAUAAGAGAAGUUCAAGUAAAUCCAAGCCGCUUUUGAAUGAAUAAACGUUUUCUACAACAACUAAUGGUUUGAGAAGAGACAAUAUUGAUGACAAAUGAAUUUAUACAACUGUUGCACAGACGGUACUAGAAUAACUUACAAUCCGUGAUAAUCGUAACGAAGGCAAAUGAUAUUCAUUACAUAAUAACUGAGAGUAAACCAAUGACUGUUUGGUGUGAUCGUCAUCCUCAUGCAAGUAUGCAAUGUCCCAUUCAGUUCAGAUUACCCGCCGCAUGCUUGUUGAUUUUUGCUCCUGCACCUCAAUUUUCAAAAUUGACCAAAGGUGCUCGAUUAAGGUCGGAAGACUGCUGGUUACUCUAAAACCUUGAUAUGCGUUUCCUUGAACCACCCUGAAACCAGUUUUGAGGUGUCUCCGUCUUGUUGGAAUGUAUAUCUGCGUACCAACUUUAGUUUUUGUGCAGAUGCAGGUAGUUUUCGCUUUAAAAUGUCAAAAUGAACCUCCUUGGUCAUGACCAUAGCUUUUUAGGUGCUAUUCUGCCCUCAAGAUCUUUCUUAUGAAGUUUCGCACGAAUUGUGAUUGAAUGGAAAACACGCUUUCAAUUUGUUUCACAAUUUUCGGAGCUGAUAGUCCCCGGUCCAGCUCCGCCUUUUUCACGAUAGCUCUGUCAAUUCGGUUAGUUGUCUUUGAAGGACGCCCCGAUCGCUUAGCUGGUAAGAUAGAACCAAGCUUUUUGUACAUCUGUAAAUCCUAGCGACAGUUUCUGUGUGAAGCUGGACAAUAUCGGCUUUAGCCAGAUUUGUGACGUUCAAUAAUCAAAUUUCGGAUGCUGGUCGAAAUAUGUGAUUUUUUGCGGUGUUUUCAAAGAUGGCAAGAACUAGAUUCCUGACUCUUGCGGUAUCCAGCGGACACGAUUGUCGUAGCGGAUGAACGAAAAUCGAACUAACUUGUAUACUGAUAAUUUGAUGAUGACGGCAAGGUGGCGAAAGGUGAAGCAAUUUUUUUCAAUAUCCUUGUAUGGUUCUGCCAUCGAAUUGUCAAUAUCCUUGCACGGUGCGGCCAUCUAAUUUUCAAUAUCCUCAUAUGGUGCUGUUAUCUAGUUUUCAUUUUUAUCUGGCGGAUUAUGCACGAUGAGUCGAUUUUGCUAAUAACCAGUUUUAUGCGUAUUUAAGUCAUCAGAUGGCAGCACUAACCGUUGUAAACGUGUCGUGGGCAAAAUGUAUGCAAAAACUGAAUGUCAGGUAUCUUGUUCUAGUCAUCUUUGGAAUUUUGCAACAAAAACUUUCAAAUUUUGAACACGAAUCUGAAAUUUUGAGCACGAAAACUUUAAGAGCGCUGAAUUACAGCGAAUCACAAUAUACUAAAGUCGCUUUUUACGCGGGGGAUACGUGCCGCGUAAAAGGAAACCGCUUAAAUUCUGGAAUCCGCGUAAAAAACCGCGUAAAUUCCGGAAUUCGAGUAAAGGAGCAGCACCAAAAAACUGUUGAUGGAGCAAAACCCAGAGGCUGAUUCGUCAACUGGGCCAGCUCGGCUCACGGAAGCAAAGGGUGCUUAUUCUUAAGACUGAUGGGCUUAAGUACGCUGAAGUCUCUAAGAUCAUGAGAGACGAUGCCCAGCUCAAAGACCUCGGCGCGGAUGUUAGGACAAUAUGUCGGUCCCGUCCCGUAAAGGUAAAGGGCUCUACCUACGAAACGGUAACCCAAAAAGUGCAAAGAGCCGAUGUGAUGUCAAAUUCUGCAGCCCGGAACUGAUAACGAGCUGGAAAUAGACGACGGUCACACUAAUAGCGACCACAAAUCGGUGCGCUAUAAUGCAGAUCACAACGCGAGGUGGCUAGCGACAGGUAGAGCCAAUACUAUAACCAUCAAUCAGCAAUCAGAAGAGAACAUGAGGGUUGGGAGUCCCACCCGAGUGCUGAUCAACUAACUGCUAUACUAUUGCGGGCGUGCGAUGCCACGAUGCCAUCGCAGAGCGUGCCUUCGUGGGAGGCGGAGAUUGCAGCAGGCGCGUACCGACAUCUACUAGACUCAUACUGGCGGUAGUCGGAUGAGCCGAGAGGCGACAUAGGGUGACACAGAUUAUGUCAUCCAUGAUUGCCUCAGGUAGUAUCUGAAUAGGUUGGCCAUGCAGACUCGCCGUGAUGCCCCGGGUGCUCGGAUGCAGUAUGUGGACCGGACACCAUCCUGGAAAAUUUGGUUGGUAUAAUGUGCGCUGACGAAGCCAUCUAGAGUGCGGUCAAUGCGACUGCUUCCCGGGUAGUCCAAGCACUACAAGGCACCAAUGACCAUCGAAGUACCAAAAAAGCUAACUUCUUGUCUCCUAGUAGUUAGCCGAAUCUAAAAAGAGGGUGCAUCAAGCACAAAAGCCGGUUCCCUAAAGUAAUACCUAACGGUAGUUCCAGGGAGCAUAUAAUAUUAGAGCUGGUGACUGUGGGUUCAAGUGGGUCGGGCCUAGCAAACCCGUCCCCACACCCUAAGUUAUCUUCUCGGGUGUCUGUUAUUAGAUUUCCCAUCACCUUGAAAGAAUUAAAAUAAUCUCAGCAGUGCGCACCGCGGCGUACUUCUGCGUAUUCUCACCUUGUAGAUCCACCACUCUUGUUUCGCUCAGCUGUGAUGUAAACAUCAGGUGCGUUGAUUUUUCUGCGAACGGCCGAAUCACAGCACAAAACAGAAAAAAACUGUGGGCCAAAAAAUUGCUACACGCAGCGCUCAUGCUGGACAAGAAGUGAAUGGUAAAUACCACUCUGCUCUUUCCACAUAUUGAGGGGAAUAAGGGGAAUCCCAGCUAAAAUAUUUUCCAAAAAAAAAGGGCGCACCAGAUUUCGAGGACUUGUGCAUUUCUAAAACAUUUGACAUUAAAAAAAAUUAAUGCUUAUUUCAUCGGUCAAAAAAGUGAAAUUUUGACCGCUUUGAGACACAUUUUUCGGAAGUCCGAUUGCAACGGCUAAGGUAACCUUUUCAACCUUUGCCAGGGACUUUUAAUACAAAGGUUCCGUACGUACACGCAAAACUUUUCCUUGUUACUUUAGAAGCAAUAGCGCAAAAUUGCCUUAAAGGUAACAAACCUAUUACUUAAAAGGCAAUAAAAUUCUUCCCCGGUCAAGUAACAACACAUACUGUCAUAUAUUUAGCACGUGUUACGGGAGUUCGACUAUCUAAUAAUGGUCGUUUCAACCACAUGCACGAUUUUUUCUGUCUAAAACUGCUCCCUUUCCAUCGCAAGAAAAAAAAAAUCACACACCGUCGCAUAUGUUGCACAUAUUACAAGUUUCUUCAAUCUCCAAUUCAUCCGGUGAGCGUGUAUUAGUUCGCGCGUUGUAUGCAUACGGAGUAAAGAAAGAAUAUGACAAGAGCUGCCAAGCAGCAUUUUCCCCGUCAUAGAGUAUGCAAACGUUGAUGAUUUCAAAGACUUGAAAUGCGUCUCCAAAUGACAUCACGAUCUGUAAACUGCGUUAGAGAAAAACAAAACAUUCGCUUUCUUGCAAGCUAUCCAAAAAACAUACUCAUUGGUUCAUGGAAACUCAUUUGCACCUGUUUGAAAAUACAAAAUUCGUGCCCAUCCAGAACAAUAUUCGCAACUUCGGCAACUCUGUUCAGACAGUAUAACAUAUUUUCAUUUCAAGUAAACACUGGGGGACGAAACGAAAGUGUUUCUAAUUAGACAUUUGAGGUUGACGGGUGAGAUUCUCAUUAUGUGUGGAUGAAGAGGAUAAAAAUUAAUCUGAUCGUUGCAUCAAUACAAAUGCAGCGAGUGAAGUUUUGCUAACACAUGCAUUGCGGUGCUUGGCUGUAUGUUCUCCUGCAGAAACACAUACAAGCGUGUGGCCGUCAUAUUUUUUGUUACUUUUUAGUUGUUACUAAUUGUGUAUAAUGCGCAGUCAUAAGACACAAUAAGUAAUAAAAAAUUGCCCCAAAGUAAUAAAAUGUUCCCCGUUUGCGUUGGGUGUACGGAAAAAAACAACGAAACCAGUGAGAAGCACUUUCCUUCUCCGGCUUUCCUUCCUGUCAUUUUCUAGCGUUUCAAUUCGUGUCGUUGUCCCUGUCCCUUGUAGUUACCAAGAGAAGAUUCGGUUAUCGGUUUAUCGCUACUUUUUUGUUGCCAUACGGCCAUCGUUGUUUCUCAUGGGAAGCAAGAUGUCUAGUAUCAGCACGUUAUUCCGGUGAAGGAAAGUUUGGGAAAUAUACUAUUUCAGAUUAUGCAACGAUAGGUUGCAUCUAAUGUAGAAAUGAAAUUGUAUGACUAUAUCUGACUAUGGAAAAGAGGCUGGUGCACGAUUGAGCAGGAAUUUUGCAUGGGGACUAUUUUUCGAGAAGAUGAAACGUUUUAGCUCAGCCGCUUCCAAAAUUCGAUGGGUCGAUUUUCAUGGGUACCCUACCGUUUAUGUCAUGUGAUAAACAGUAAUCCGAAUGUUGUUCUCGAAUUGAUCAAAGCUGGAUUACGCAACGGUUUAUAUAAACAGCACGUGCAUAUUACAGUAAACGGGAUCGCUAAAGAUAGCAGGAAAACAAUCCAUCGUUUACGUUUUUCUCUCUUAUUCUGUCUUUUAAAUAUUCUCUCGAACUCAUAUCCGAGCGAGUGACGUGAGCGCGCCGAACUCCCGCUUUCCUGAUCCCGUUCUGCUUCAUGAUAGUCAUUAAUUUAGGUUGCUCUUUCUCUCUCUCUCUCUCUCAACCUGCAUUUCUCUUCAAUAUUACAAAAACUCCGUUUUUCCAUCAAAACCUUCCACAGGAGGAAAUCCUGACUACAACACUCACUUGUACUAUUGAUUUUGGGUGUAAAAAGGAAUUACUGGAAAAAAUUACCCUUCUGGACAACCCUGGAAAAAUCGGGGAUUGUUUUCGGGCUGGACAUCUUUAUGAAACAUUAAAGUCCAUUGUCAUUGAGGUAGCGCACUCGAAGCAAUAAUAGUUCCGCGUGUGCAAAAGUGAUCAGCGGGCAGAGAAGACAAAAAAAAACAAAAUGAACAGCACACGGCACCGAUUGAUACGCGCUCUGAAUAGGUUAACGUCCACGUCGUCGGCCACAUCGGCAGCUGCGUCGGCCCCAGCUGCCGCAAACGCUAACGCAACCAGCAAACCAACAACGCAACAACGCAGUAAAAUUCCCAGCUCCAGCUAUGCCACCUCGACGUGUCCCCACAUGGAGGAAGUCGCCGAAACGAUCAGCACCCGAUUACACGGGGUCCAGCCACCAGCACCGGCAGUAAUCCAGCAGCAUGCACCGCCCUCCAUCAAGCUGGAGAAUGCUCGACCCUAUUCGGAAGUUCCGGGACCGAAACCAUUGCCCAUUCUCGGCAACACUUGGCGGGUGUUCCCAAUCAUUGGCCAAUACAAGAUAUCCGAUGUGGCGAUGAUAUCGUUCCUUCUGUACGAGCACUACGGACGGAUAGUACGGCUAGGUGGUCUGAUCGGGCGACCCGAUCUGCUGUUCGUAUACGACGCUGACGAAAUCGAAAAGGUGUACCGCAACGAGGGACCCACACCGUUUCGACCGUCAAUGCCAAGCUUGGUCAAGUACAAGAGCGAACUGCGGAAAGACUUCUUCGGCGAUUUACCCGGCGUUGUUGGAGUUCACGGAGAACAAUGGCGCGAGUUCCGCUCGCGUGUGCAGAAACCGGUCCUACAGCUGUCCACCGUUCGCCGUUACGUAACACCCCUGGAGCAGGUUACGGAGGAGUUCAUCGACCGUUGCAACCAACUGCUGGACGGAAACCAGGAAUUGCCCGACGAUUUUGAUAACGAAAUUCACAAAUGGUCUCUGGAGUGCAUCGGUCUGGUCGCCUUGGAUACUCGGUUGGGCUGCCUGGAGGCGAAUCUGGACCCGAACUCGGAACCCCAGCAAAUCAUAAACGCUGCGAAAUAUGCCUUGCGAAACGUUGCUACGCUGGAACUGAAAGCGCCCUACUGGAGAUAUUUCCCGACGCCACUAUGGUCCAAGUACGUGAACAAUAUGGACUAUUUUGUGAAGGUUUGUAUGAAAUACAUUAAAAGCGCUACGCAAAGGAUGCAGCAGAAAGAAGGUCGUGCACUGGAUGGUGAACCAUCCCUGCUGGAACGUGUCAUCAAAAGUCAAAACAACGAGAAACUGGCGGUCGUAAUGGCGCUCGACUUGAUCCUUGUCGGAAUCGAUACCAUCUCUAUGGCGGUGUGUUCAAUCCUGUACCAGCUGGCAACACGGCCAGCUGAACAGCAGAAGUUGUACGAAGAAUUGAAGCGGAUUAUACCGGAUCCAAAGACGCCACUAACGAUUCAGUUGCUCGACCAGGCGCAUUAUCUUAAAGCAUUUAUUAAGGAAGUUCUACGAGUGUACAGUACCGUUAUUGGUAAUGGGCGGACCCUACAGGAAGAUACCGUAAUUUGUGGCUACCGAAUUCCAAAGGGGGUUCAAUGCGUCUUUCCAAAUCUUGUCACUGGUACGAUGGAAGAGUACGUAACCGACGCGCAGAGCUUCAAACCCGAGCGUUGGCUCAAACUCAGCCAGGGUGGCACGGGUGAUAAUUUACACCCGUUCGCCACCCUGCCCUAUGGCUACGGGGCACGAAUGUGUCUGGGGCGCCGCUUUGCCGAUUUGGAGAUGCAAAUUCUGCUGGCUAAGCUGCUGCGAUCCUACAAGCUUGAAUAUCACCAUGAUCCACUGAAAUACGUUGUCACUUUCAUGUACGCUCCGGAGGGUGCCCUCAAGUUCAAGAUGACACCACGCGAGUGACGGACGGAGGAACUGCUGCGGGUGUGGUACGAGAUUUGCCGAGUUUAUUUGUGUACAUAACCAAUUAGCGAUACCGCGACUGCACUAAUGUCUACCGAUUUUAAAUGACUUACAAAUAAACAGGUUUAUGUAGAA
Messenger RNA from Wyeomyia smithii (pitcher-plant mosquito), 7061 nucleotides. It is a transcript of the gene Cyp301a1, whose product is annotated as probable cytochrome P450 301a1, mitochondrial. The transcript is spliced from 7 exons. Gene Ontology annotation, molecular function: heme binding; monooxygenase activity; iron ion binding. The record is from RefSeq and is a predicted model, not a curated record. The coding region runs from base 5181 to 6926 and encodes 581 amino acids. NCBI's taxonomy places the organism in Eukaryota, Metazoa, Arthropoda, Insecta, Diptera, Culicidae.